This is a messenger RNA of Drosophila bipectinata, 3270 nucleotides long. NCBI's taxonomy places the organism in Eukaryota, Metazoa, Arthropoda, Insecta, Diptera, Drosophilidae. The record is from RefSeq and is a predicted model, not a curated record.
UUUUUUUAUUUUUAUGUUUACAUUUUUCUAAACAUAUUUAUAAUCAAGGUAGAAUUAAAUUAUUGCUCGUUCAAUUUCUUCCAUAUGAUAACUUAGUUUAUAUGAUGACAUUAAAAAUAUGCGUUCAAUGUGCUUUACUUUAUUGUUCCGAAUUAACGAUAAAUAAACAGCGGUUUCACCUUAAAAUAAAACUUGGUCACACAGUUAUGAACCACGUUAUAAACAAACAAAAGUCGACAUGGCAUUAGCGGCAGAUGCUUUGGGAUUGUAUGUGUCUUUUAAAUGCAUAUUGGGGUCAGGGAAGUUGCUCCCUAGAAUGCAGUAGAAAAUCUAAAUAUGUCCUUCCAUCCCGGCUUCGUCCCGGAAAAAUUCAUGGAUUCGCAUUGGAUUCGGACAAUUACCCCGAAACCAUAGUGUUGGCGUAUAGCGAAAAUGAGUUCUCAUUGUAUACAUGUAAUCUUAAUAGGAAAAAUAACGGGUUCAAGUUGGUUUACGAGGGAAAAACUAGAGACUGGAUUAACGCAGCUACUUUUUUUUCCGAAACGUCGAAAAAUAGUGGACAAUUCGUACUGCACAUGGCUCACAGUACCUUAAUACACAUAAAAUAUGCGUUCACGCCCAAUAUACACUUUAACGUAUCAGAGUUAGCUCAGUGUUCUGACUGUUCAAUUCUUUAUUACAGUCGUCUGUAUGGUAAUUCUUACGAUGAACUAACAAUAUUCAGUGGAAACGCAUUUGGAGAAUUGUUGGUUUGGCAACCCAAAGACGCGCUAAAUUCCAAAUCAUCAAUGUGUAAAACAUAUCCCCUUCUUUUACGAAUACAAGCACAUAACGGUGUUAUUCAUGCAAUUGAUUUAAACCUAUCGUCACAAAUAUUAACUACAACAUCCGAUGAUCGUUCUGUCAAAUAUUGGAGAGUUGAAAAGUUGGGAAUGAGGGAUGUCAGGUUAAAACCCAUGCUUAGUUGUUUUGGACAUAAUUCGCGUACAAUGUGUGCAAUAAUUUCAAAAAUUGGUGGCUUCGUAUAUAUAAUAAGCGGUGGUGAGGACUCUCACGUAUGUAUUUGGAGUCAUGUUGGAGAUCUUUUGUAUAAGCGUCGCUUCCAUUUCGGAGCACCUAUAUGGCGAUUAGGUAUAAAUAAUAAUUCUUCGAUACUUUAUACCACAGGUUCUACUGGAAAUAUUGUCGCUUGUAACCUUAAUAGUGUUGUUAAAAACCAAAAUAAUUUUGCUUAUGCGUUUGGCGAUAUUAAUUUAAAAAAUGAAUUUAUAAGAAGGAUAAAAUUUGUUAAAGAAAGUAUAAUUAUUGGCUUAAGUAACAUGAACCGUUUGUAUUAUAUGCAAAUUUCGGAUCAUUUUAAUGAGGCGGAAAAGUGGAUUUUAGUGAAUGACUUCCCGUCAUAUAAAUGUACAGUUUUUGAGGUAUCUAAUGACAUUAUUGCAACAGGUGGUCUUCGACGUAUAGCAAUGUAUCGAUUUAAAGGACCUAGGAUUUAUGAAAAAAUUUUUGAUGCUGAAAGGAUGACAGGGACAAUUCGAUCUUUUAUAUUUUUGAAUGAAAAUUACUUUCUCGUUGCUGACGAUUCGGGUACCUGCGUAUUACUAAAAGGAAAUAAUUUAAGAUUAGAUUCUUAUAUUGAACUUUGGUAUCCGCGUGAUCCUUGUAUAACUGCCGGUUUAUUUAUAUCUAAAAACUAUAUUUUACUGGGGGACCGCAAAGGUCGUGUUAUGCUUUAUUCCCGGAGCAAUGAAAAAACAUUUUCAUGUAAGAAAAUGCUAAAUUAUCAAGAAGUUAAAUUUGGUGCCAAUUUUUUUAAAUUGCUAAGACUAACUACAUUUGAUGCUUAUGUAAUGUUCGGUGGUCAUGAGUCAGUUAUAAAAUAUAUACAUAUAGGAUUACCGGAAUGCGAUUUAAAAGUCACACAACGUAUAAAUAUGCCUUUGUCGUGGAUUGAAGCGUGCCUUGGAAAUGAUAUAAUUUUGGGUUUUAAUGAUAAUCACAUUGUUGUUUGGUCUCGACAUUACGACGUGCUAGCACAGAUGCCAUGCGGCGGUGGACACCGAUGUUGGGAUUAUUUUAUGAACAAUGGUAUUAUUAAUAUUGUAUUUAUUAAGCAGAGGAAAGUGUUCUUUUAUAAGACUUCCCUUUUUAACCCAAUAUCCAAAAUGAUUAAGAACAUUAAAUGCAACACCUGGCACAUACGCAAUUGUAAUAUUUUGCGACUUCUUAAACACUGUGAAGCGCAAACAUUAAUUGUGUCGGCAGGUGAUGAUAAUAUUAUAAAAGUUACGUGUUUUUUGGACAAAGCGUCAAAUCAGUGUGCUGAAAUUCACUCACAUGUAUCAAGUGUAAGAUGUUUACAAGUUUAUAAAUUACAAAAUACUGAAAAUACUUGGAUUAUUUUUUCAGUCGGUGGCCGAUCUCAACUUUGCAUAAGUCUGUUUAACAUAAACCGGUUUAAAGAGUUUUAUGUACAUGAGCUAUACACAAAUACGUUGCAAAAUAUGUUAAAAAAUGUUUCACAAGAAGCAAGACUUAUGGCAAUAGAAAUUGCAAAGGGAGCCUUAGAAGAUUGUUUUUUAUUAUACAUAGCUGGUGCUGAUGGCAGAAUUUGUCAAUACCUUUGGAAUUUACAAAAAAAAACUGAGCUAAAAUUUCAAAAGGUUAUUUAUUUAAAAAAUUGCCCUAUUAAGCUACGCUUUAUAAAUGGUCUCGACUUACUACUACUAACAACGACAAGUGGCGAAUUAUAUGGUUUUAACAAGACUUUGUCAGAAAAAUGUUUUCAACUUCAGCUUCAUGAAACUGGUAUCAACGCAAUUGACACAUAUGUAGUUGAGCAUCUUUUGCAUAUCUUAUCAGGAGGAGACGAUGAAAAUAUUAAGUACACUGUGGUAAAUUUGACAAAUUUUACAGUGGAAUAUAAGACAGAAUUUAUUGGUCUUCACAAUACCCAAGUGAAUGCUUUAUCAAUACAUUCUCCUUAUAAGUGGAAUGAAAAAUCGGAACUUCUAGCAUAUACUUGCGGUAUAGAUAAACAGAUCUUUGAAAUUAACCUAAAAACCCAAAAGUAUGUUCGUGUAGGCUUCACCUGUAUUGCGGAUAUUAAAGGAUUGGAGAUAGAUAAUUGUAACAGAAUGUAUUUGUAUGGAAGCGGACUACAAAUUGUUUGUCCAUUAAAAUCUUAAUUUAAAUAUAAAUGUACAUCAAUAGGUUAAACAAAAUUGUGAUUUUCAAAAUUAAACUAAAAACUAUAUACAUACAUAAAAA